AGCCGGCCCCGCCGGGGCAGGGACGUCGCGGGCCGGCGCGGCUCGGCGCUGAGCGGGGCGGCAGGUAGCGCUGCCGGCGGAGCGGGCCGGGCCGGUGGGGACGGCGCGGCCAUGGGGAAGGUGCAGCUCUUCGAGAUCCGCCUGGGCGAGAGCCGCGUCGUCUACAGCCCCGGAGAGCCGCUGGCCGGCACCGUCACCGUGCGCCUCUCGGGCUCGCUGCAAUACCGAGCCAUCAAGGUGAGCUGCGUUGGAUCCUGCGGGGUGUCUAACAAGAUCAAUGACACAGCAUGGACCGUGGAGGAGCAGUACUUCAACAGCACGCUGUCGCUGGCAGACAAAGGGGUCCUGACAGCUGGAGAGCACAACUUUCCCUUCCAGUUCCUGCUGCCAGCCUCUGCUCCUACAUCAUUUGAAGGCCCUUUUGGCAAGGUCCUCCAUCAGGUAAAAGCUGUGAUAGACACACCUCGCUUCUCCAAGGACUACAAGUGCAACAAGAUCUUCUAUGUUCUCUGCCCUCUCAACUUGAACGACAUCCCCGACAUUGAGCAGCCCAACACUAUGUCAAUCACCAAGAAGUUCAACUACAAGCUUGUGAAAAGUGGCAACAUUAUCUUGACCGCCACCUCGGAUCUGAAAGGGUACAUCGUGGGGCAAGCAAUCCAGCUCCGCACGGACAUAGAGAACAAAUCGGGCCGGGACACCGGGGCUGUGGUAGCCAGUCUGCUCCAGAAAGUGGCUUAUAAAUCCAAGCGCUGGAUUUACGACCUGAGGACCAUCGCGGAGGUGGAAGGUUCGGGAGUGAAAGCCUGGAAACAUGCAGAAUGGAAGGAGCAGAUCCUUGUUCCGGCACUGCCUCAGUCCAUUCUGCAGGGCUGUAGCCUCAUACAUAUCGACUACUACAUCCAAGUUUCCCUCAAGUCGCCAGAGGUUUCGGUCACUCUCCCCAUUUAUAUUGGUAACAUUGCUGUGAACAGGGUGCCCGUGAGCCCCUCCCGGUCCAUCCAGCACAUACCAUCUGCAGUGGUACCCAGUGCCCCCCCAGAGGAAGAGGAGGCUGCCAGCGGUUACCACCCGAUGGACAAUGUCUUGAUCCCCACCAAAAGCCAUUCCCAGCAGCAGCCGUUUAGCUACGCCCCAGGACUGAGCUUCCAGGAGAUAAGGGUGGACUCGGAGCAGACGGGCUCCCCAAACCAUCCCACGCUCUGCCUGUCGACGGGAGCCACUGUCCCUUACUACGCUGAGGGGAACGUGGUGCCGGUCCCCACGGCCAGCUCCCUCAUUUUGCCUCCGGAGUACAGCACAUGGGGCUACCCAUACGAGGCGCCUCCAUCCUACGAGCAGAGCUGCAGCAGUGCCAACUCCAGCAUCAGCAACGGCAACUAGCCUCCCCUGCUUGGAGCCCCGCUGGCGCUGCCCACCCCCAGGCGCCACGGCUCGCCUGCCUACUGCGAAGUCUGGUACAGCACAAGGCGUCUUUUUAUCUCUCUGGCUGCUUGUCGGGGUAAAUGGCACAUCCCAUCCUGGGCUUUUUAAGUCUCUUUCUAGGGAGGGGGGAAAAAAAAAACAAAACGGGCAGCCAGAGCAGCCUGUGUGUGUGUGUAGGAGAGGUCUGGGAAACUGAACCAGCCAUCUCCUGCUUCACCAAGUGCUGGAGAACUGGUUUUGCCCCAGGGAUGCCCUCUGCAGCAGCCUGUGUUUAAAGUACUGUAGUCAACACUAACUGCUUUACUAUCAAAGCACCUGCGAUGCCUUAUCUGAAAUGCUCCUGACUUGGCAUGUCUCCACUGUAGGCAAAGGCUGGGCUGUGUGGACUUUCUCUUCUCUUUUAGGGGCCGUGUGCUCUCCAGAAAUGGUUUUGACAGCCCUUCCUCCUUGUCCUUGUAGGUCCUAAGGGUAGCUGAAACAGGAGGUUUCUUGGAGUAGGCAGGUUCGGAAGGUCAGGGACUCUUAAAAAGCCAAAAGCACAAGCCCUCGCUAUACCUGUGUUGUGGGGUGAGUGACCGGCAGCCUCUGGCCCUCUCGCAGGGGGCUGCACCGCUGCCUGCCUGUGGAGAGAGGAGAGCGGGCUCUGGCAGCGGGGAGCUCGCUGGGGCACUGGCUCAUAACCCAGGAGGCCCUGGUGAGCUGUGAGGGAGAGCCCGGUGCUCCCGGGGGUGCCCAGCAGCAGCUUCUGGCCUUUUUCAGCAAGAGCGACUUCUCUCUGAAAAGCCCCGUAGGAGACAGUCAAUCCAUCCUUGCUCGCUGCCGGACUGCAGCGCCCGGGAUGAACAGCACUCACCGGUCUGCAAGCGGGGGGACCACGUGCCCCCUGUCCCAUCUCCCACCCCUGCAGGGUGCUCCCUCCAUCCCAGCUGCGGCUGCCUUCGGCAGGCCAGAAUUACAUGACAAUCAAGUUACAAAAGUCUGUCCAAUGCUACCUCUGAGUCUGCCCAAGGACCCUGUCCGUGGAAGCCCUUCCCUGUGGGACGACCCUCCCUCCAGGCUCGGCCGGGCGUCUCCACGCCGCCCAGGCAGCGCGCGAGGUGCUUGGCCUGGGACUGCUCUCUCCGGUACUGGUUUACCGCUCGUGUCCUGAGCUGCGCCUCGAGCCACAGCAGGAUGCGAAAAUGGGUGAGCGGGAACACAAAGUGCUCCGCUUCAUUUGCAGCCUCCUCUGGACCUGGCAGGUCGGGGGAAGAAGCUGGUAGAUGUAAAACAUUUUUCUUUUGCGCUUCCCCCCGCCCCCCGACCCCGUCUCCUUGUUUAGCUUUUUUAGUAUCGACUGCCCAAGCUGAGGAAACCACAAACCAGAUACUUUAGAGCCGCGGGCAUCCAGCCACGGCUGAAACUGUGGAGCGGAGACCUUUGGCACCUCUGAGAGUUGGUCUCCACGCUGCGUCUCGCUGGGCGGGCGAUAGCUACCAAACCUGUUAGGAGCACGACAGCCCCUGCCUCCUCACCUCGGCCCGCCUCUGCACACCCCCGGCAGGCAGCUGGGGACAAGCCCUGCUUUGCACUCUUUCUUUGCAAAUGCUUUUUAUUUUCUUUUGUAUUAUUUCUUUUUUUUUUUUUUAAGUGUUGAACUGCUUUAAAGAUAGCGUAGAGAAGGUGCCGUUCUGAGCAGUGCUGGCACAACAUGCACCAAUGUUGAUAGAAUGAUUGUCAUUGUCCCUGAAUAUAUAUAUAUAUAUAUAUGAGAUGAAGUUCUGUUUUUAAUGAUUGAAUUCAUAAAUACAAAUUUUAAUGCUGUAUUUAAUAAAUUAUUCUAAGAGAAAUGCUGUGCUUUUUCAUCCAUUUCUGAUGUUUAUCCAUGUGCCUGUUCAUGCCAAAUCCAGGAAUGCACCUUGCCAAUUUCUUGCCAAAUGAAGCAAGUUUUUUUGCUCUCCCCGGGAAGGAUGGGGACCUCGGGGAGAAGACGCACGGUGCAGCCUGACCGUGGAGCUGGCUUCCUUGUUCCAGGUGGUUGGAGGGAGUUUGGCACCAUGUGGGCUGGGCUCUGGAGAGAGCAGCCACCGCACUGCUGUUUCUCCUGGCCCUGUGUCCCCAAGCCGUGGCUUGUCCAGGUGGCCUGUGGGUCUCUGCUGUCUGACUGGAGAGGUGACCGGUGGGGAGGGAGGGGAGAGUGGAGGAGGAUGGAGAUGGAACAGCCAAGGUCUGGCUGGAAGGGCUGGAGACCAUCAUUUCACUAAGUUUUGGAUAAAAAUGGAAGAAGGCUCCUCCCUGCACCCACAGUUUGGCGUUACCAUGGCUGAAGCACGUAGGUGUUGCCCAGAUGUUGUCAUUGCGAGUAGCCUGAGGUGUGUCUCAGACGUGAGGAUCCUUCUUCGCCCUCUGCUCAACUUACGCUUCUGCCCAGCUUUUAUUAUUUCGGACUCUCCCCUUUGCCUGGUGGCCUGUGCCUGCCACGGAAAGCAUUCUUGAUACGCAGGGAGUCAAAGGCAGGUGCUUGUUUGUUCUUAAUGGUACGUCUCUUCCCCAGUGCUCUUCCUCAUCCUCCCAAUUAGUGAACCUGUUUUGCCUGGCUCAGCCCGUAGCUCCUCUGGCCUUCCUUGCUGUCGGCAGUACGUAUCCCUCCUUUCACCCUCAACUCAAAUCCCUUCCACGCCUCUGGAGAAAUUCCUGUGAGCUGUCAGUGCUUCUGGACGUGCUGGGUUGGGCUCCUGACCCAGCUGGGGCCUGGGAGAGGCAGCUUGUGCUGCGACUGGGUUCCCAGUUCCCUGUUCUCCAUCCUUGAAGCCAAGCUGCUGGUGAUGUGUCCAGGCCGUGUUCCUUGGCUGGAAAACUUGAAUGUUGUUUGGUUACUGUGGCCAGAGCCACUGGGCUGCCCUUCUAAGACCCCCAGACAGUGUCUGUCCUCCUCGCUUAACCUUUAGAGUUGGGGAUGCACCAUUCUUGGUGGGGACCAUGGAGAGGAGAGGCCAGCUGUAUCUCACACAGCUCCUGUGCUGUGCCCCACGUCUCUGCAGUGUUCCCGUGCACCCAAGCUUCCUCACCUGAAUUAUAUUUGCUACAAACUGGUCCUUCAGCACCUCUCGCUGUACAUGGAGUCCCCUUUGCAAAGCAAGGAGCAAGCGGGCAUGCUCUGCUGGUGAGGAGUGUCCAUCUCCAGUGUCCAUCUCCGCAGGCUGCUGUGAAGGGAGAAGGAAGGAUGAGAGCUGGACCUCAUGGUGGUCCUAGUUCUUGUGGAUGCUGGGGCUGGGCACGCACAGCUCCUGCAGGGAGAGGCCUCUUGGAGACCGUGGAGGCGGCUCUGGCCAGGGUGCAGCAGGUUGGCACCCUCCGGAUGCCUCUGAGCAACCUCGCUGUUGUGCAAGCGGACAGGAACAACUGGCAAAGCGCUGUGGUUGCCAACGUCCCCCAGCGCUGCGGCAGGGAACCGAAGCCUGACACAAAGAGCCUCGCUCAUGUUUCAGGGACCGCUUUGAAACGGUCUGGGACUGCAGGAUGGAGGAGUUAGUCCAGCUCUUCUUAAACCUACCCGCAGCUGUGGCCUCAGGGCGCAGUGACAGCAAGGUCCUCAGGGUAAAUGAGUACUUUGGAUGAGCACGAUGGGGCUAAAACCCGUGUUUGGGUGUGAGCAUUUUCCCCUCUGGAGAGGACGAGCGGACAAGUCCCCCUGUGCUCUGCCUCGCUGCUCCCUCUUCUCCCCAGCCUCUCCGGCUUCAACCUCUUGAAGUCCUGGGGAGCUCCUCCAGGCCCCGGGUCAUCCCUCUCUCCUCUUUUCAGGACUCUGGAAUAAAGAGGGAAAAAAAACUUUUUUUUUUUUUUUUUUUUUUCCAAACCCAGCUCUGGGUAAAAAAACUUCAGCGCGCAGGAAUUCAUUCCAAUUCCUGGCUCAAAUUUGCAAGCAAUUGUUUUUCGGUUUUGUUUGAAAUGGGGAGGGGAAGCGGUGGGGUGCGAGUGAAGCUUGUGAGCUAAUUGUUUCCAAACUCAGCAUUCAGUGGAAAAUACCAAAAAUAUCAUCUGUCCUGGGGGGUUUUUUGUUGUUGUUUCUGUUGUGUGGGGUUUUUUUUCUGCUGCUUCUUUUUUGUCCUUCAUGGCUUUGUUCUUGUCCCGCUCUCCACAUGUGCCGCCUCCAUAUUUUUGGCUUUUUCAGUGUUGUUCGUGUCCUACCACGCUCCGCUUGGGCACCUGCCGUCCCGCUGCCUGCGGGAGACGGGGAACGGGGAGAUGGGGGGGCGCGAAGGCUCUUCUCUUUGCUGGACAGUGAUUCUUUUUUAGCUUUCCACUAAACUUUAAGUAGUUUUGUAAGUAAGUAUUUCCUGCUAGGAAGUUUUCCUGUUGAGCCAGCACAAGAGAGAAGAUAAAGGGUGUUCUGGGGUCUGUUUGGUUUUUAUGCUGUAUUUUAAAGUAUUUCCAACUAUCUGCAACAGGAAUGUCCCAUCCCUCCUCCCCAGGAGGGACCGGUGGGGCAAAAUUCUCAAAACUUGUGCCCUUUCUUGUACCAAUACUCGUGGCUGUAAUUCUUUAUUCCUGUGGUUCUCUUUACAGAUUUUGGGGUUUUAUACGACAAUAUUUGUGAUGGCUCUGUACAAUCUAAGACUUCUGUGCAAUUUAUUACUGGGUUUUAAAAUGUGAACAUGUUUCCCAUGGCUGCUUCUUGGGAAUAUUUUUUUUUGUCCUGGGUUUUAAACCACCAAAUGUAAAGAACUGAAAAAAAUGUC
This is a messenger RNA of Chroicocephalus ridibundus (black-headed gull), 6143 nucleotides long. RefSeq names its product arrestin domain containing 1 (gene ARRDC1). Gene Ontology annotation, cellular component: cytoplasm. The transcript has 8 exons. Lineage: Eukaryota; Metazoa; Chordata; Aves; Charadriiformes; Laridae. The record is from RefSeq and is a predicted model, not a curated record. Gene Ontology annotation, biological process: protein transport. Gene Ontology annotation, molecular function: ubiquitin-like ligase-substrate adaptor activity; ubiquitin protein ligase binding. Bases 112 to 1383 code for a protein of 423 amino acids.